AUGGAGCAAUUUAAUCAAGUGCUGAACAAGAUUGAGAAUAGUGAGUUGUACGGAAAGGUAAAGAAGAAUGAAUAUUAUAACAAGGUUGUAGAAUCGACUCUUGCCUCUCUCAUUUACAAGUACAGUUUGCUAGUUAUUGUGCAAUUAAAGUCACUCUAUGGUCAAUUGUUAGAACCUGUUAUUUCCGGUUCAAAGACUUACAAGGAACAGUUGCAAUAUGUAUGGGGUUUAGUGCAACAAUUGUUAUUACAUUAUAUUUUGGUAGUGAUCAGACAAUUCCAACAUGGUAGACAAGGAUUGUCAAGUCUCGCUUACGAAAAGGUUGUCCAAUCCAAAGGUGCAUCCAAAUUGUUUUGGCUCGAUCUUGGAGCUCAAGCUGACUUGAAGGAAAUGGCUUCUCAAUGUAAAGAUGGAGAAUUGAAGAAUAACUUCAAGAAGAUUUAUCUUGUCAAUACCAAGGCUUGUCAAUCUACACUCAAAUCUGUUGAAGAAUUGGGUGAUUUAGUUGAAGUUAUUACUGUUGAAGAACUUCAACAAGUUGCUUUGCAAUCAAAGGUUGACCUUGUCACAAUUAGUUAUUCCUUGACAAGUGUUCCAAAUUGGAUUGAAUUGUUGGAAAAGAUCAAGAAUGAACUUUUGAGUAAGAAUGGUGUUUUGGCCGUUACUGACUAUUAUGUUUCCAGAAAGAGUACUAAGGGAGCCAAACAACACAACAUUAUCACUCGUGUCUUUUGGCAAACCCUUUUGAAUUUGGUCUUUGGAUUGAAUGUUUCUGCCGAUCACUUGCCAUACCUUGAAGGUCAUUUCGAUUCUGUUCAUGUUGAAGAAAACAUGGGUAAGAUUCCACUUGUUUCAAAACUCACUUUGGGUAGAGUUAAAAUCCCAUACUAUGUCUACAUUGCUCAAUUGAGUAAAUAA
Naegleria gruberi is the source of this 918-nucleotide messenger RNA. RefSeq lists its product as uncharacterized. NCBI's taxonomy places the organism in Eukaryota, Heterolobosea, Eutetramitea, Acrasida, Naegleriidae. The transcript has a single exon. The coding region runs from base 1 to 918 and encodes 305 amino acids. The record is from RefSeq and is a predicted model, not a curated record.